This is a messenger RNA of Euleptes europaea (tarantolino), 952 nucleotides long. RefSeq names its product enoyl-CoA hydratase domain containing 2 (gene ECHDC2). The transcript is spliced from 10 exons. Gene Ontology annotation, cellular component: mitochondrion. Gene Ontology annotation, molecular function: enoyl-CoA hydratase activity. Lineage: Eukaryota; Metazoa; Chordata; Lepidosauria; Squamata; Sphaerodactylidae. The record is from RefSeq and is a predicted model, not a curated record. Gene Ontology annotation, biological process: fatty acid beta-oxidation. Bases 1 to 906 code for a protein of 301 amino acids.
AUGCUUCGCCUGGGCGGAGCAGCCGUUUGGGUUCGGGCGCGGUCGGCGCUCGAGGGCCGGCAGACCCCUGGCCGCGGCCCCAGAAGGCCCAUGUCCGCGGGCGGGAAGAAAGAGGUCCUGCUCCAAGUUCACGGGGAGGCGACCUGCGGCAUUGCAGAAAUUCAGAUGAACAGACCACAUGCCAAAAAUUCACUGGGUAAAGUGUUUGUGGAUGAAUUUUAUGAAACCCUUGACAUUCUCCGUUGUGAUGAAAAUGUUCGUGUAGUGGUAAUCAAGAGCAAUGUAAAAGGUGUUUUUUGUGCAGGUGCUGACCUCAAAGAGCGUGCUCAGAUGAGUGAUUCUCAAGCUGUUCAUUUUGUUCAGAGGCUCAGAAGCUUAAUGGAUAACAUUGCCUCCCUGCCAAUGCCAACCAUUGCCGCAAUGGAAGGCUAUGCAUUGGGUGGAGGCUUGGAACUGGCACUGGCUUGUGAUCUCCGAGUGGCAGCAUCAGCUGCAAAAAUGGGUCUCAUUGAGACAACCAGAGGACUCUUCCCAGGUGCAGGUGGAACCCAACGUCUACCACGAUGCAUUGGAAUAGGCCGUGCUAAAGAACUCAUUUUCACUGGCAGGCAGAUCGAUGGACAAGAAGCAUGUUCAAUUGGGCUAGUUAAUCAUGCAGUGCAACAAAAUGAGGAGGGUGAUGCAGCUUAUCAAAGAGCAUUGGCUUUAGCUGAAGAGAUCGUUCCCCGGGCUCCAAUAGCAGUGAAAAUGAGUAAAGUGGCUAUAAACAGAGGAAGUGAGGUUGAUAUUGCUUCUGGGAUGGCUAUUGAAGGAAUAUGUUACACCCUGAAUAUCUCUACGAUAGACCGGCGGGAAGGAAUGGCUGCUUUCAUAGAGAAACGACCACCAAAAUUCAUUGGCAAGUGAUUUUUGUCUCCUUCAGAAGCCUGAAAUAACUCCAAAAUGUGACUGG